AGGUUCCCGGAGAGAUGCCUGACUGGUUGCGGUAUUUGGGCUUCACUGCUAGUCUGCCAUUUGCAUUGGCUGCAAGCUUUUUGUCUAUGAUCUUCACCGUGGUCGGCUUGACCAUCAUGUUCAUCUUGUGGACACUUUCUUUAUGCACUUCCUGCAGUUCCUGUUGUUGCCAAUAUGAAAAAAUGAGGGAGGUGGUGAAGACACUCGACAUGGUUCACUUCUACAUUAUCGGCUGGUGUACUUGCGAUCCAUCGUGGUCAUCCAAAACAGUUACUGAAUACAAUCCAAACUAUCAGCUUCAUCAUCAGCCCCCUCCUACAGAUUUUGUUAUCGCAAUACCUCGGCCACCACCUCCGCAGCUCAUCAGCUCCAGGAAUCUACUAUCACCUUCUUCUCUUACAACUACUCCAGGUUUAUCCAAGAGAAGCUUCACAUAUGAAGAGUUGGCAAUCUCUACGAAUAACUUCUCUAUGAAUAAUGUGUUGGGCGAAGGAGGCUUUUCCUUAGUGUACAAAGGGACACUAACCAAUGGCAGAGAAGUUGCAAUCAAGCGUUUGAAAGAUACUCACCGGCAGCCAGAUCUUGAGUUCAUGAAAGAGGUAGAUAUAUUAAGUCUAGUGCACCAUAGGCAUCUCGUUUCGCUCAUUGGAUUCUACGUCUCGGAGCUAAUAUGCCUACUUGUUUGCGAAUAUGUUCCUAACAAAACAUUGGAGUUCCAUUUGCACGGUAGAAAUGGAUCUACUUUGGCUUGGAGACACAGAUUCAGAAUUUCCUUGGACUCAGCAAAAGGCCUUGAAUAUUUGCAUGAAGAUUGCAAUCCAAGGGUGAUUCAUCGCGAUAUUAAAUCUGCCAAUAUUCUUCUGGAUCAUCAGUUUAGAGCCAAGAUUGCAGAUUUUGGGAUUGCAAAGCAUGUUUCAGAUGAGACAACUCAUAUCUCAACUGUUGUGAAGGGAACUUAUGGUUACCUCGCUCCGGAGUAUGCUUCUACUGGAAAACUUACUGAUAAAUCUGAUGUUUACUCUUACGGGGUGUUGCUUGUGGAGCUGAUCACUGGACGAAAACCUCUAGGUUUGGCUGAUUGGGCGAGGCCCUUGCUACAGAAAGCAAUGGAAGAUGCAAUAUACGAUGCCCUUAUCGAUCCAUUCUUAGACAACGACUACGAUCCUGUUGAGGCAGGGAGAAUGGUGGCCUGCGCCGCUGCUUGUUUGUGCCAUGCUGCAGCUCUCCGACCAAGCAUGAGUCAAAUUUGUAGGGCAUUGGAAGGAUGCAUUUCAUUUGGAGAUCAGAAAAGUGUUCAAUCUCCACCAGGUUCAUCAUCUGCCAAUACUUUAUUCCAAUCAGUUCUAACUCCAUGAACAACAAAUCCUUAAAAACUCCAUGUGAAGAAACCAUUGAGAUUUAAGUUGCAACCAAUUCAGAGAUGCUGUGUGAUUAUUAAUAUUCAUCAAGUUUUGUUAAUAUUUGUUCUAUAAUUUCUAGGCUCAAGCGUUAUUUCAAAGUCAAGACAGGGAUUUUGGAUAAUUCUAAGUGUGAUUAAUUGAAAUAUAU
Molecule: messenger RNA, 1548 nt
Organism: Zingiber officinale
Lineage: Eukaryota; Viridiplantae; Streptophyta; Magnoliopsida; Zingiberales; Zingiberaceae
Product: proline-rich receptor-like protein kinase PERK1
Exons: 10
Coding region: 15-1355 (446 amino acids)
Biological process (GO): protein phosphorylation
Molecular function (GO): ATP binding; protein kinase activity
Source: RefSeq, a predicted model, not a curated record